Euleptes europaea (tarantolino) is the source of this 498-nucleotide messenger RNA. Its product is annotated as C-C motif chemokine 19-like. The transcript is spliced from 6 exons. Gene Ontology annotation, molecular function: chemokine activity; CCR chemokine receptor binding. Gene Ontology annotation, cellular component: extracellular region. The coding region runs from base 1 to 498 and encodes 165 amino acids. Gene Ontology annotation, biological process: cellular response to interleukin-1; chemokine-mediated signaling pathway; inflammatory response. NCBI's taxonomy places the organism in Eukaryota, Metazoa, Chordata, Lepidosauria, Squamata, Sphaerodactylidae. The record is from RefSeq and is a predicted model, not a curated record.
AUGACACGCCUCGGAUGGCUGCUCUGCCUGCUGGCGCUCUCCUGCUGCAGCACCCUGCAGGUGACCGGCUAUUACCAGGUCAUGGACUGCUGCCUGCGGACCAGCCCAUAUCCCAUCCCCAUCAAAGUUCUCCGUGGUUACCGAGAUCAGCAGAUCCAGCAGGGCUGCCCUAUCCGGGCUGUGGUUUUCAUCACUGUGAGAGGGAAACAGCUGUGUGCGCCCCCCCAUGCUUCGUGGGUGAAGGAGCUGAAAAAGCGGCUGGAUCGCCGUCACAAGAAGCAGCAGCAGCUCCUAGAGGUGGGAGCAUGUGAGGACCUGCUCGCUCACGGAGGGCGAUGUGCCGAACAGAGACGCCUGGAGGCGGAAAUGGGUCUGUCGCAGGAAGCCAAUGGACAGUCAUCUCCCCUGCAGGGUGGAGAGCUGCUUGUGCAGAGCAAGAGGCUGGAUUCAGGCAGCUGGCGGAUGGACUUUGACUCAGAGUCAAACUGUGAAGAGUGA